AUGGUAGACACGAGGCCUUCAACACCGCCGCCUGCUUCCAACCCUGGGGAGCUUCCUCGCGGUCCUCUCACACCCGAACAGUUACGGAAAAUCGAGAUCAACCGCAUGAAAGCGAAAGCUCUCCGGGAACAGCGCGAGGCGGAAGCAGCUAAGAAACAGACUGCUGCAUCCUCAUCUACUUCAAUCCGUACCGCGCAACCGACAAAUGGAGUCAAACGGUCCUUUGCAUCGAUGACUGCAUCCGACACACCCGCUACACUUAGAGAUGGUCGUAACAAUGCUGAGCUCUCCAAUCGUCCCUUGGAUGCUAUCAAACCGGCGCGGAAUUUUACGAAAUAUGUCGAGUAUGACUUCAGUAAAAUGACAGAUACGAAGGGGGGGUUCUUGACUGAGGCGGAUGAUCCCAACAACACGGCGCUACAUGUUCGGGAUGGGAAAAUGGAACAGAAACCGGCACAUAUGACGCAGAAGGAAUGGGAGCGGCAGCAAUUGCUUACGGCUCUUCGUCGAGACCGGGCGGGGCCGUUUGAGCCAGGGCUUAGCGUGUUGGAUGAUAAGAGUGCGCAGAAGAAGUGUCGAGAGUGUGGUCGCUUGGAAAUUGAUUGGAAGUGGGAGGAGGUGUUUGGGUGUUGCGUAUGCAAUGCGUGCAAGGAGGUGUACCCUGAACGGUAUAGCUUGCUUACCAAGACAGAAGCAAAGGAGGAUUACCUCCUGACGGACCCUGAGCUCCGAGACGAAGAGCUCUUACCACAUAUGGAACGCCCAAACCCACAUAAAGCAACGUGGAACAACAUGAUGCUAUUUCUUCGAUAUCAAGUUGAAGAGUUUGCCUUCUCCCCAAAGAAAUGGGGCUCCCCGGAAGCCCUGGAUGCAGAGUUUGAACGACGCGAAGCGGAGAAAAAGCGUCGACGGGAGGCUAAGUUUAAGACUAAACUGGAGGAUCUUAAGAAGCGGACACGCGUAGAGGCCUACCGGCGCAGUCGCCAAGGGAAUUCUGGCGGACAGUUUGGGGAUGAUCUGGGGAGCGGACGAAAGCAUGUGCAUCAAUGGGGUCGACCGAUUGAAAACCCGGAGACGGGAAUGGAGAUCAAGAAGUGUGUGGACUGUGGGAUGGAGAUUGAAGAAUUAGAGAUCUGA
This is a messenger RNA of Monascus purpureus, 1137 nucleotides long. NCBI's taxonomy places the organism in Eukaryota, Fungi, Ascomycota, Eurotiomycetes, Eurotiales, Aspergillaceae. The record is from the annotation of a GenBank genome assembly.